GAAAUGUCAAUAUCAACUCAUAUCCGUUCUUGCAGUCUGUGAUCACUCCAGCCACCGCGAUUAAGCGCAAGCCCUCGCGGACAUCUGCCGUCCCGCAAACCUGACAGCUGAGUAUUGCCGGUUUGACUGUUGAACAGCAGCUUCAGACACGUAGCUCUGUUUGACCAGGACCGGUUUCAGGCGUUCGCCUUGCCUUGUUCGCCAAACCAUCGCCGGUGGGCCCUUCGGCAGCCAACGACUUCUGACCUCCAGUCGCGCCAGUCGCAGCCUUCCCCAGCCCUCUUCAGUCUUUACCAUGGUCUUCGGCUGGGGCCGCGGCGGCAGCGCUGCCAGCGCACUCGCCACCGGCGGUGGCGUCAGCACCGCGGGGCCGCAGGAGCGCGCGGUCAUCGCGGACGCCGCGGGCGUUGCGCCGACCUUUGACUCCCUCCCCUCCGACAUCGGCUCCGGCUCUAGUGCCGCGGGCCUGGAUGCGGCUGUGGGCGCAGACGACGUUAGCUGGGCGCCGCUGCCCGCUGCGGGCGGCGGUGGCGCCGGGGCCAAGGGGACGGGACCCAAGGAACCGCAGCCCUACCGCUUCCAGAGCCACGCCGUUAAGGCGCAUCUAAAGGACCGCAGCACGGCGGUUGUGGACAUGCGUGCUGUGGUGUCCGAGGCGCCCUGUGACGUGGUGUUCGACCUGCUGGCGGACCCGCACCAGCACGAGCGCAUAUUCGAGGCCAUAGAAUCUGCCAACGCUGUGCUUGUGUCGGAGCAGGGCCCGGUGCGGCGCUGGCGGCUGGACUACCGCGCGCGCUGGAAGUUCUGGAAGGUCGGCGGCGUGUGCGAGAACCGGCUGUGGAUGACCACGGACAGGGAGGCGGGCACGGUUUCCUUCGUGCUGCGGGAGCCUGGCUUCCUGCGCAAGUAUGAGGGUACCUGGACCAUCACCGGCCCGUCAGGCAAAGGCCCCGGCGGCGCCUACAAGACCCCCGCCGCCGUCGCCGCCGAAUCCGCUCACUCCGCCUCCGGCCUCUCGCUGCCCUUCCUCCAGCACCGGAACGUGUCUUCUCCGACAUUGACACCCUCCCCCUCCGCCUCCGGUCUCCACGACGCCUCCGCAGCCGCCUCUCCUCGCUCCCUGUCCUCCACGUCCUAUCGCGGCAGCUGCAGCGGCAGUAGCAGCGGCAGUAGCAGCGGAGGCCUGUCACCAGCCGACACCCCUCGCAGCUCCGCAUCUGGCGGUGUCGGCCUGGGCGGCUUCCUUGCCUCCAUCAACAACCCCUUCAUGUCGUCUGGCCACCAAGGCAGCAGUGCUGCUACAGCCGAGGCCAUCCGGACGCCGCUACAGACUGUCAGCCCCACCACCAUUGUGGUCAGCAAAUGCAUCUCGCCCAAGGUCGCGCCGCCCUUCCCCAUCAACCAGGUGCUCAAGGGACACGCCGUGGGUCAGGUGGGUGACAUGCUGGAGGGGCUGCUGCUGGCCACCGCCCAGAAGAUACUGCUCGGCGAGGAGGGGGAGGAGCAGCGCGACGGGUAGCUGCGGAAUUGAGUGCCACUGCUGCAGAAAUGAUGAGUGCUGCAGAAAUUACGAGUGCUGCGGAAGUAAUGAGUGUUGCACCAGUGAUGAGUGUUGCAAAAGUGAUGAGUGUUGCGGAUUGAGGACCGCAAAAGGAAAUGGAAGAGGGAUGCAAACUAGGACGCAGGGGGCCUUAGGGGAGUACCAGCGGCAGUGACGGAUUGGGGAUUGCAGGAGCAUUUGCGAAGGGAGGUGAUGUACAUUGAUCAAAUCCUUCGGUACAGUUGCAACAUUUGGGUUGCGCACAGUUGCAAAAGGACCUAUUUUGAUCCGAGCGCGGACAGUGUGGGCAGCUGUGCAUGUGCGCAUACUUACUUGUCUUACAUGUCUGGGAGAAACACGUGCUUGCGGGGAGUAAAGGAGCCGAAACUGUGUAGUGCGAGGGGACUCGGGGAAGUGAGGCGGACCUGCCUGUUGGCGAGCGCAACGGAAGACGGGAGGCUACUGUGCCAGUAGCCAGCACUGGUCCCGCAAUCAGUAGUAAGCACAAUGCGUGUAUGUGCGCAAUUACGCGUGUGUUACUGUUCGGGUACUUUGAUUUGAUGAUGGUGGUGAUGAUGAUGAGCGAAAGAUGGCAGCUACGGGGCGGCGUGGGCAAGCGGGCUUCGCAACUGAGGCAUGUGUCGUGUGUGCCCGAUGCUGGUGUGGCAUUAUUGAGACGCUGCCCGCCGGGUCAUCGCACCGCCGCCACACCACGCCCCCAGGGAACAUCCGCAAGGCACGCGUAUUACCGCCGUGCGGCGCUGCUGGAAUUGUUCGGACUGGUUUGCAAAAUUCUUCCAUUGACGAGACGAAGAAUGACUGUGUACGCGUGCGAACUGGAAUUGAGAGAGGUGGGAAGUGGAGUGUAGAUUGGGCUGUGGAAGUUGAGAUUUGUGUUGGGAUUGUUGGCAUUUUCUUGUUGUGGGGGUGGGGUUGAGAGGUACUGAUGCUUCGUGCUGUAAAUCAACUGGCGC
Messenger RNA from Chlamydomonas reinhardtii, 2514 nucleotides. RefSeq lists its product as uncharacterized. Lineage: Eukaryota; Viridiplantae; Chlorophyta; Chlorophyceae; Chlamydomonadales; Chlamydomonadaceae. Bases 296 to 1519 code for a protein of 407 amino acids. The transcript is spliced from 5 exons. The record is from RefSeq and is a predicted model, not a curated record.